AUGAUUUUAAAUAAGAUUCAAAAAAUCAACAAAAUUUUUAAAAACAAUAAUUUUAAAUUUCAACAAUUUACCACUACCACCACCUCAAAAUCUAUUAUAAAUAAAAAUAAUGAUAAUAAUAAUAAUAGUAAUAUUAAAAAUGAAGUAACAAAUAUAAAUGUUUUAAAUGAAUUUUCAUUUAAAGUUGAAAAAGAAAUAAAACAAGGUGAUUUAUUAGCAAGUAAAAGGGAUAUUAAUUCAAUGACACUUUCAAUUAAAACCUAUGAAAAUGGAUUAAGAUUAACAAAAGAUAGAAUUGAAAGAGCUUUAAUUUAUCUUAGAAUUGCAGUGGUAAAAUAUAAACUUGGCUUAAUUAGUGAAUGUAAUGAUCAUUUAAGUAUAUCAAUGAAUUUAAUAUCACAAACAACAUCGAGUGGUGUUGUCAAUGAUGAUAAUGAAAGUAAAAAAGUGAUUGCAAAAAUCUAUACAAUUAAAUCAAUAAUGUUAGAAAAAGAAUUUGAUGAUUUUAAAGAUCAAAACAGUGAAAAGGCACAAACAGUAUUAGAAAGAGCUAUCAAAUCAUGGAAAUUAGUAAUUGAAAAUGAUGAUACAAUACCAGAUGGAUAUUCAGGUGUCGGUAGAUGUUCAUUAAAACUCUUGGAACCAAAUUUACCAUAUUGUUUCAAUUUAGCAGAUAAAUCGAUAAUGUGUGAUCGUAAUCAUAUGCCUUCAUUAUUAUUUGCCAGUGAUAUGUUAAUCAUUCAAAAUAAAUACUCAAUUUCAUACAUUCUAUUAUCAUUAUUCUUUAAAAACUUUAAAACGUUCUAUCAAUCAUCAACCAAUAUCUACUCAUUAAAACCAAAGGAAUUAGCAGACGCAUACUUUAGAUUUGGUUUAGCAGCAUUAAAUUUAAAAAAAUUCGAAUUAUCAAAUCAACAAUUCACUCAAUCAAUUUCAAUUGUUAAUAUUAAUAUUCAACAACAACAAAAUAAUUUUAAAGAUCAAAAGAAUUUAAAAAUAAUUAAUAAUAUUUUAGAAAAACAAAAGAAUGAAUUUGAAAAUAAUUUUAAUUAUUCAAAUUUAAUUAAUAAUAAUAUUAAUAUUAAUAAUAAUAAUAAUAAUAAUAAUAAUAAUAAUAAUAAUGAUGAAGAAGAAAAUGAAAAUAAUAAUAGUAAUAGUAUUACAAGUAUUGAUAAUAGAAUUAAUAAAAUUAAUGAAAACAGUUCAGCAUUGAUUCAAGAGAGUAAAAAUUUUAAUUUAAAUCAAUGUAAUAUUUUAGAUUUAAUAUCAAAUCAUUAUUUUAGAGGUAAAUCAUUAUCAAAUUUAAAGAGAUAUAAAGAAGCAAUUUCCGAUUUUAAUUAUGUUAUUGAUAAUCAACCAAAUCAAGUUAAAGCAUUUAAAGAAAGAGCUGAAUGUUAUAAACAAUUAGGUGAUUUCAUUAGUUAUCAAAAAGAUUUAAAAGUUUACAAUGACCAUUUUAAUGAAAUAAAAAAAAGAAGACAAAAGAAUUUUAAUAAUUAUUUAGUAAAACAAAGAAAUAGAAAAAGAAAAGAAUAUUUACAAAACUUUUCUGAUAAUUAUGAUGAAGAAAUGGAAAAUGAUGAUGAUGAUGAUGAUUAUGAUGAUGAAGAUUAUUAUGACGAAGAUGAAGAACAAGAUGAAUAUCAAAAUAGUCGUUAUAAAAGAUAA
This is a messenger RNA of Dictyostelium discoideum AX4, 1668 nucleotides long. RefSeq lists its product as hypothetical. The coding region runs from base 1 to 1668 and encodes 555 amino acids. Lineage: Eukaryota; Evosea; Eumycetozoa; Dictyosteliales; Dictyosteliaceae. The transcript has a single exon. The record is from RefSeq and is a predicted model, not a curated record.